AGCGCCGCCCCCUCGAGAACCAGGAGGUGGAGAUCGCCCGGGUCUAGCCAAAUUUAACUCCCAUUUUCUCCUCCCCUUGUUCUUAUAUUCCCGACACCCCCUCCUCCUUCCUCUUUCCCUCCUCCCUAGAGAGGGGGAGGAGGAGAAAAGGGGAGACCAGGUCACCAUGACUGAGCUGCAGGCAAAGGAUCCUCCGGCUCCCCACGUGGCUGGCGGCGCGCCCUCCGCAAUCCAGGUCGCAUCCCCUCUGCUGGGUCGCUCGGACGCUGGCCCCUUCCAGGAGAGUCAAACCUCGGACGACCCGCCAGUAGUCUCGACCAUACCUAUCUCUUUGGACGGGCUGCUCUUCCCUCGGCUCUGCCAGGGACAGGACCCUCCGGACGCGAAGACGUCAGGCCAGCCGUCGCUAUCGGACGCGGAGGAAGACUAUCCUAGAGUUGAACCCGCCCGGGGUGCUGGAGACGGCAGCUCUAGGCUCCCGGAAAAGGACAGUGGGCUGUUAGACAGUGUCUUGGACACACUGCUGGCGACCCCUGGUCCUGGGCACAGCCACGCCAGCCCUUCAUCCUGCGAGGCAACCAGCCCUUGGUGUCUGUUUGGCACUGAGCUUCCCGAAGACCCCCGGGUUGCCCCAGCCAUCCAGGGGGCGUUGCCGCCGCUCAUGAGUCGACCCGGGGGCAAGGUUGGUGACAUCUCGGGGACGGUGGCAGAUCCCAAGGUGAUGCACAGGGACUCGUCGCCGUCCCGGCAGCUGCUGCCCCCGACCCCUGGGGGUCCUCAAUGGCCCGGGGCCCCAGCGAAGCCGUCUCCGCAGCCUCGUACGGUGGAGGUCGAGGAGGAGGAUGGCUCCGAGCCCGAGGGCUCGGCCAGCCCUAUUCUGAAGGGCAAACCUCGGACUCUGGGAAGCACAACCGGCGGCGAAGGAGCCUCGGCCACUGCUCCUGAGGCGGCCGCCGGGGGCGUCGUUCUCAUCCCCAAGGAAGAUUCACGCUUCUUGGCGCCUAGGGUCGCCCUGGCGGAGCAAGAGGGGUCGGCGGCUCCCGUGCGCUCCCCACUGGCUACCACCCUGAUGGAUUUCAUCCACGUGCCCAUCCUGCCGCUCAACACGGCCUUCUUGGCAGCCCGCACCAGGCAGUUGCUGGAAGGGGAGAGCUACGACGGCGGGGCUGCGGCCUCCAGUGCCUUCGCUCCACCCCGGGGCUCGCCCUCAGCCCUAUCCACGCCGGGCGCCGGCGGCGACUUCCCCGACUGCGCGUACCCGCCUGACGUCGAGCCCAAGGACGACACUUUCCCGCUCUACUGCGACUUUCAGCAUCCCGCGCUAAAGAUCAAGGAGGAGGAGGAAGGAGCCGACGCCGCCACGCGCCUCCCGCGUCCCUACCUGGUGGCCGGUGCCAACGCCGCUACCUUUCCGGAUUUCCCGCUGGCGCCACCGCCACCUCCUCUGCAGCCGCUGCGAGCGCCGUCGUCCAGACCCGGGGAAACGGCAGUGGCGGCUGCAGCAGCAAGUGCCUCCAUCUCCUCAGUGUCCUCGUCCGGGUCGACCCUGGAGUGCAUUCUAUACAAAGCGGAGGGCGCGCCGACCCAGCAGGGUCCGUUCACUACGCCGCCCUGCAAGGCGCCUGGCGCAGGCGCCUGUCUGCACCCGCGGGACGGGCUGCCCUCCACCUCGGCCGCAGCCGCCGCUGCAGCCGCCGGGGCAGCCCCCGCACUGUAUCCAUCUCUAGGGCUGAACGGACUUCCGCAGCUCGGCUACCAGGCUGCGGUGCUCAAAGAGAGCCUGCCGCAGGUCUACCCACCGUAUCUCAACUACCUGAGGCCGGAUUCAGAAGCCAGCCAGAGUCCACAGUACAACUUCGAGACAUUACCUCAGAAAAUUUGUUUAAUCUGUGGGGAUGAAGCCUCAGGCUGUCAUUAUGGUGUCCUUACCUGUGGGAGCUGUAAGGUCUUCUUUAAAAGGGCAAUGGAAGGGCAACAUAACUAUUUAUGUGCUGGAAGAAAUGACUGCAUUGUUGAUAAAAUCCGUAGGAAAAACUGCCCAGCAUGUCGCCUUAGAAAAUGCUGUCAGGCUGGCAUGGUCCUUGGAGGUCGAAAGUUCAAAAAGUUCAAUAAAGUCAGAGUUAUGAGAGCACUAGAUGCUGUUGCCCUCCCACAACCAGUGGGCAUUUCAAAUGAAAGCCAAGCUCUAAGCCAGAGAAUCACUUUUUCACCAAGUCAAGAAAUACAGUUGAUCCCCCCAUUGAUCAACCUGUUACUGAACAUUGAACCAGAUGUGAUCUAUGCAGGACAUGACAACUCAAAACCUGAUACCUCCAGUUCUUUGCUGACAAGUCUUAAUCAACUAGGAGAGAGGCAACUUCUUUCAGUAGUCAAGUGGUCUAAAUCACUGCCAGGUUUUCGAAACUUACAUAUCGAUGACCAGAUAACGCUCAUCCAAUAUUCUUGGAUGAGUUUAAUGGUCUUUGGCCUAGGAUGGAGAUCCUAUAAACAUGUCAGUGGGCAGAUGCUAUAUUUUGCACCUGAUUUGGUACUAAAUGAACAGAGGAUGAAAGAAUCAUCAUUCUAUUCAUUAUGCCUUACCAUGUGGCAGAUCCCACAGGAGUUUGUCAAGCUUCAAGUUAGCCAAGAAGAGUUCCUCUGUAUGAAAGUAUUGCUACUUCUUAACACAAUUCCUUUGGAAGGACUAAGAAGUCAAAACCAGUUUGAAGAGAUGAGAUCAAGCUACAUUAGAGAACUCAUUAAGGCAAUUGGUUUGAGACAAAAAGGAGUUGUCUCGAGCUCACAGCGUUUCUAUCAGCUUACAAAACUUCUUGAUAACUUGCAUGACCUUGUCAAACAACUUCAUCUGUACUGUUUGAAUACAUUUAUUCAGUCCCGGGCACUGAGUGUUGAAUUUCCAGAAAUGAUGUCUGAAGUUAUUGCUGCACAAUUACCCAAGAUUUUGGCAGGGAUGGUGAAACCUCUUCUCUUUCAUAAAAAGUGAAUGUCAUUUAAAAAAUAUCUAAAUUUUGUGGAAUGUCUUUAUGUUUUUGUUUUUGUCAGGACUAUUAAGUUUCUCAGUUUUUACAAUAUUCUGCUCAAAGCCUUACAUUUAUAACAUAUCAUAUUAUGUAAAUUUAAGAGAAAAAUUGUGAAAUUCUAAUUUUCCUUUAAAGUCUAUUAGUAUUUUAAAAGUGUUUUUGUGUACCUAUAUUUUCUUUAAGAGUUUACCAGAUUGAAAAAAUACUAAAGUUAAUUGAUAAGCUAAACUUAAUCUUAUCCAUUUUAUUCCAUAUCACUUAGGUGAGGGCUUUUAAAUUUUGCACCUUAAAAAAUCUACUUUAGAGAAAAAACUUCUUACCCAUAAUAAAAAAAAGCUUAUUAUAUAUGUUACUUCUAGGAAGUUCCCUUUGUUUCCUUGAUUAUAUUUCUAAAAAGGGACCUUUAAAAU
Molecule: messenger RNA, 3430 nt
Organism: Orycteropus afer afer
Lineage: Eukaryota; Metazoa; Chordata; Mammalia; Tubulidentata; Orycteropodidae
Gene: PGR
Product: progesterone receptor
Biological process (GO): regulation of DNA-templated transcription; steroid hormone receptor signaling pathway
Cellular component (GO): nucleus
Molecular function (GO): zinc ion binding; DNA-binding transcription factor activity; steroid binding
Source: RefSeq, a predicted model, not a curated record